AUGCUAUGCUUUGAGGUUCGAGGCCCAAACAUGUUCAGAAACAACUUAUGGGCAACUGCAGAAGCUUUCAGAGUUGCUGAUGCUCCUGCCAAGGUUUUCUUUCUUCUGAUGGAAAACAAUGAGGAGAUUCUUCCAUUUUGCACACAGAUUCUCCAACUGUCGAGGCGAAGUGUUCGAUACGUCCGUGCAUCAAACUUCCUGUGUUGCUGGGACCUCCUCCACUUGUUGAGGAUUGGGGAGAAGUAUGACAAAAAAGGCAAGAGGUAUUGGGAUGUCUUCUACAAGUACCAAAAGGACAAGGUUAGUUCGCAGGAGGGUGUUGAAACAAAGAAACUUGCUUCGGAUAUUGCUGAUAUUUCCAUAAAAGAAGAAUCCUCAAGUUCUCCCACUACUAGUAGUAAUCAAGAUGGUGGUUUCUUGUGGAAGGAUGGUUUUGCAAAUAAUGCGGACUCUAUAAAGGAGGACAAAGUUGGUUCUUUGUCUUUCACCGUAACCAGUGUGAUUUCACGUCAGCCGAAUGAAUUGAACAAGAAAUCAGUUAUGAGUGAUGGGAUGAAUUCGAUUCAGAGGUCUCCACAACUGAAGAGUCCUGUUGCAAAGCUGGCAGCUCGGACCAAAGUUCCUUUUGGAAAAGGAUAUAGUCAAAUGGAUUGGCUUAAGCUUACUCGGACACAUCUUGACCUUGCAGGUUCUCUUAAUCUAUUGCCUUAGUUUUUUUAUUUAAAAAGAUGACUCUACUUAGUUGUAGUUUUGAAUGAUAAGAAUACAUGAAGCUUUUGGUUGAUUAUUGUAGCUGAAUUUAAAAUAAGUUGCACAAAAAUUAUAUAUGAAACAUCCCCUUAUAUAUGAAUGAGUCUGAGUAUUAUUACCUGGC
Molecule: messenger RNA, 874 nt
Organism: Arachis duranensis
Lineage: Eukaryota; Viridiplantae; Streptophyta; Magnoliopsida; Fabales; Fabaceae
Exons: 5
Coding region: 1-711 (236 amino acids)
Source: RefSeq, a predicted model, not a curated record